UUGUUCAGUUGAUGCAGUGAGACAUCUCGGAUUAUUUCUGUUUAUUUAAUUUGGAAUUUAAUUUUGUUUAGUGAAAUAAUAUUUGAAGAUGAAGUUUUUUGUGAUCAUUUCAUUAUUAGCAGUCAAUGCAUUUGCUGCACGAUUGGAUAAUCAAUACAUUCCACCACCACCAAAUGCACAUAGUGCAGGAGGAAUUAACUUAGAAGCUCCAAGACAAGCACUUCCAUCAAAUAUUCAAGCAUCUUAUACAUCACCUGGAGGAGUUCAAAGUCAAUUCCAACAACAACAAGUUAACCGUCCAGGAUUGAAUCAAGGAACAUUCACAUCCCACUCACACGGAAACGGUUUCCAAUCAGUCUCAGCAGGAUCAUUCUCAAACAAUGCUGGACAACCUCAACGAUUUGCACCAGCUCCACAACAAGCCUCAACAUAUCAACAAGCCUCAACAUCUUACCAACAACCAGCUCAGCCAUCAAGACCUGCCUAUCAAGCACCAUCAAGCUAUCAACAAGCUCAACCACAACAACAAUACAAUUACCAACAAACCGGAUAUAACCAGGCAUCAACAACUCCAAUUCCAAUUUUGAAAUUCGAGAAUGAACCACAUCAAGGUGAUGGACGUUAUCGCUUCUCAUAUUUAACUGGAAACGGAAUAAUGGCUGAAGAAGAAGGUUAUCUUAACAAUCCACAUGCCCAAUACCCAGAAUACCCAGAACAAGUUGCCGUUGGAAGUUACAGCUAUACAUCACCUGAAGGUCAACAAAUUUCACUUUCAUACAAAGCUGACUCAAAUGGAUUUGUGCCACAAGGUGAUCAUUUACCAAAAGCACCUGAACAAACAGCCGAGUGGUACGAACAAGUUGAACUUCACAAGAAAAUAGCCGCUGAGGUUGAAGCUGAAGGUCAACGAUUGGCACAACUUCAGGCGCAACAACCACAACAAAACCAACAACAAUAUAAUCAGCAACAAAGUUAUCAACCACAAUAUAAUCAGCAACAAGGUCAUCAGCAACAAGCUCAUCGCCAACAAGGUCAUCAACAACACUCCCAACAGAGCAAUAAUUAUAAUGCACAGGCAUCGAAUGUGUAUCCAUCACAACAACAAUUCCAGGGAUAUAACCAAAAUGCCCAGCCUAUUGCAAAGCCACAGCAACAAUAUCUUCCACCACAGAACUAUGGCAAGAAAUAAGGAAAAAGGAGACCAUUAGCGAAACAGAACGAAACAGCAAACAUUAAUUUAGGCAAAAUUUAUCAUCAUCAUUUUUCAUUUAUGAGAGAUUAUUUUUCAUCCAUUAUUUCCCAUGGAUAGAAAAUGGAAGUUUUCAACCAAUUAACACAUGAUUUCUUUUUAUUUUCUAUUAAAAGAAUACACAAUGUAACUUUUUCCUUUCCUGUUUCCCUAAACCUAAACCUCUCUCAUCAUCACCAUUACCAUUAUAAUUAUUAAUAAGAAUGAUGAAUGGAAAAUGAAAAAUCACAUUAGCGAACGAAGGAUAAACGUGUAAAAAAAUAUAUGUAAAAAUAAAGCGACUGCAAAAGAAACUUUUUUAUAAAAAUGAA
Chironomus riparius is the source of this 1560-nucleotide messenger RNA. Lineage: Eukaryota; Metazoa; Arthropoda; Insecta; Diptera; Chironomidae. The record is from the annotation of a GenBank genome assembly.